AUGAAAAACUUGCCUUUUCUCAUAAACAGAAGAAAGGAGAAUACGAGUAACUCGGAUUUAUACCCUGGAAUGGCUAAAUUGCAUGAACCCAACUGGAUAGAAAUGGACGACCAUACUAAGAAGGACAACUUAGAUAUCGUUCAUCUUGAGUUCAGUCCAGAUCCAAUCACACCAAGCGAUAAUAAUAAAGUAGUAGCAGAGGUAUUUGAUGCUACGGAGGAUGCCCAGGAGGCAGACGAAAGCGAAAGAGGAAUGCCACUUAUGAAAGCAUUGAAUGCGUAUCCCAAAGCAGUUGCUUGGUCAUUAUUAGUCUCUACAACAUUGAUCAUGGAAGGGUACGAUACGGCUAUUCUGGGCGCUUUCUACGCUUUGCCGGUAUUUCAGAGGAGGUUUGGCUCACAAGAUGACCAAACCGGAGAAUGGGAAAUUCCAGCGUCAUGGCAAAUUGGGUUGACCUUAUGUUACAUGGCAGGUGAGAUUGUGGGGCUACAAUUAACGGGGCCCUCCGUGGACCUUGUUGGCAAUCGUUACACAUUGAUUAUCGCAUUGUUUUUUCUAACUGCCUUCACUUUCAUACUGUAUUUUUGCAACAGUUUAGGUAUGAUUGCUGUGGGCCAGGCACUGUGUGGAAUGCCAUGGGGUUGUUUUCAGUGUUUGACAGUGUCUUACGCUUCGGAAAUAUGUCCCUUGGCUCUUAGGUAUUAUCUAACCACAUAUUCAAACUUAUGUUGGUUAUUUGGCCAACUUUUUGCUGCUGGCAUCAUGAAAAAUUCUCAAAACAAAUAUGCAGACUCAGAAUUAGGAUAUAAGCUGCCAUUUGCCUUGCAGUGGAUUUGGCCAGUACCUUUAGCAUUGGGUAUUUUUUUUGCACCUGAAUCUCCAUGGUGGCUAGUCAAAAAAGGAAGGCUCGAUGAGGCAAGGAGAUCACUUGGAAGAACUUUAAGCGGCAAAGGCCCUGAAAAAGAAAUACUGAUAACUCUGGAGGUGGAUAAAAUAAAAGUGACUAUAGAAAAGGAGAAAAGGCUCACAAGCAGGGAAGGCUCCUACAGCGAUUGUUUUAAAGACAAGAUUAAUCGAAGAAGAACGAGAAUUACUUGUCUCUGUUGGGCAGGUCAAGCAACUUGUGGUUCAAUAUUAAUAGGCUAUUCAACUUACUUUUACGAAAAGGCUGGCGUUAGUGUUGAAACAUCCUUCACUUUUAGUAUUAUUCAAUAUUGUCUCGGUAUUUGUGCUACAUUUUUAUCUUGGUGGGCUUCAAAAUAUUUUGGAAGAUAUGACCUUUACGCUUUUGGACUGGCAUUCCAGACCAUUGUUUUUUUCAUUAUUGGCGGCUUGGGGUGCUCAAACACACACGGUGCUAAAAUGGGAAGUGGCUCUCUUUUGAUGGUAGUAGCUUUUUUUUACAAUUUAGGAAUUGCCCCCGUCGUUUUUUGCUUAGUCUCUGAAAUGCCAUCUUCAAGACUAAGAACUAAAACGAUUAUUCUAGCACGUAACACUUACAAUUUGGUCAGUAUCGCAUGUAGUGUUCUUAUAUUAUACCAACUGAACUCUAAGAAGUGGAACUGGGGCGCAAAGUCUGGCUUUUUCUGGGGUGCCUUAUGUUUCUGCACUUUAAUCUGGGCUAUAAUCGAUCUACCCGAAACUGCCGGGAAGACUUUUGUGGAAAUAAAUGAACUGUUCAAACUUGGAGUUCGGGCUAGAAAGUUCAAAUCAACAAAAGUAGACCCGUUUCUUGUCAAAGAAUCUUUUAGAAAUGUCUCCCAUAAUGAUCCCAAAGAAGAUAUGGAAGCUUCCAUCCCGGAUGGAGAGCAAAGUACCCCAUCACUUAUGAACUAA
Saccharomyces paradoxus is the source of this 1836-nucleotide messenger RNA. It is a transcript of the gene MPH2, whose product is annotated as alpha-glucoside permease. Gene Ontology annotation, biological process: carbohydrate transport; transmembrane transport. Gene Ontology annotation, molecular function: carbohydrate:proton symporter activity. Gene Ontology annotation, cellular component: membrane. The record is from RefSeq and is a predicted model, not a curated record. NCBI's taxonomy places the organism in Eukaryota, Fungi, Ascomycota, Saccharomycetes, Saccharomycetales, Saccharomycetaceae. Bases 1 to 1836 code for a protein of 611 amino acids. The transcript has a single exon.